This is a messenger RNA of Bombina bombina (fire-bellied toad), 2464 nucleotides long. It is a transcript of the gene QSOX2, whose product is annotated as quiescin sulfhydryl oxidase 2. Gene Ontology annotation, biological process: protein folding. The record is from RefSeq and is a predicted model, not a curated record. The transcript has 12 exons. Gene Ontology annotation, molecular function: flavin-dependent sulfhydryl oxidase activity; protein disulfide isomerase activity. Lineage: Eukaryota; Metazoa; Chordata; Amphibia; Anura; Bombinatoridae. Bases 67 to 2040 code for a protein of 657 amino acids. Gene Ontology annotation, cellular component: Golgi membrane.
UCCAGCUGGAGUGACGUAACGGCUGGGGUGAAGGGUCAAGCAGAUUGUGUACAUCCAGCUGCCGGUAUGGCCGUUCUCCGGUGCUCGGUGUUGAUGUUGCUGCUUGCGGGGGGAGCGUUUCCGGGAAGGGCAGCCAAGCUGUACGGACCGCAGGACCCUCUGACUAUUCUAGACAGUAGCUCUUUGACUGGAGCCGUGUAUAACUCAUCUACUGCCUGGCUACUGGAGUUCUAUUCGUCCUGGUGCGGGCACUGCAUCAAUUAUGCCCCCACCUGGAAGGCUCUGGCAGGGGACGUGAUGGAUUGGGAAACUGUAAUACGGAUCGGAGUUGUAGACUGUGCAGAGGAGGUGAAUUUCGAAAUGUGCAAAGAGUACAAUGUUCAGUUUUAUCCAACAUUCCGGUUUUUUAAAGCUUUUACAAAGACGCCAGAACAGGGCGAAAACUUCAAAGGAUCAGAUCACGAGGUACAAACUGUCCGUCAGAUGAUGAUAGAUUUUCUUCAGACUUCACCCCCUGCAAACAAGCCAGGCGCCUGCCCUUUGUUAGAGCCUAUUAGCUCAAGUGAAGUUACCACUCUUCUUACCAAAAAAGAGAAGUAUUAUACGGCGAUAAUAUUUGAAAGCGAAGACUCUUAUGUUGGGCGUGAGGUGAUAUUAGACUUGGUUCUGUAUGACAACCUUGUUGUCAGGCGAGCACUGAACACAGAUAAGGCUGCUCUGGAGAAGCUCGGUGUAGUUACAGUCCCUUCGUGUUACCUGAUCUAUCCAAACGGUUCCCAUGGCUUAAUUAACAAUUUGAAGCCGCUUCGCUCUCUGUUUUCCUCCCAACUGAAGUCCCUGCCUAGUGUGAGGAGACGGAUCCUGUCUCAGCCAAUUCCCACCAGGCCAAUUCAAGAGGGGCCCAUAGAGGAAAUAAUCUGGAAGGAAUUUGAUAAGUCUAAAUUGUACAUGGCUGACCUUGAAUCAGGAUUGCAUUACCUGCUCAGAGUGGAGCUCCCACGACACCAGGCGUUAGAGGGGGAGAAACUAAAGGCAUUCAAAGAUUUUGUUACAAUAGCUUACAAGUUGUUUCCUGGCCGGUCGCAUGUGAUGAAGUUGCUGGAAACCUUGCAGGAGUGGCUAGUCAGCAUGCCACUGGACAAAAUACCUUGCGAUGCCAUCCUGGAUAUAGUCAACAACAAAAUGCGGAUAUCUGGAAUCUUUCUCACAAACCGUGUUGAAUGGGUUGGAUGCCAGGGCAGUAGUCACAAUUUACGCGAGUACCCUUGUUCACUUUGGAAGCUGUUCCAUAGUUUUACGGUUCAGGCUGCAGUGCAACCAGAUGCGUUAGCUAAUACAGUGUUUGACGAUAACCCACAAGCUGUACUGCAAACAAUGAGGGGAUACAUCCGUGAGUUUUUCGGCUGCCGAGAGUGUGCUAAACAUUUUGAGGCGAUGGUUAAAGAUUCCAUAGAAACUGUCAAAACCCUUGAUGAAGCGGUUCUGUGGCUAUGGAGUAAGCACAACAUAGUGAAUAACAGACUUGCUGGUGCUCCAAGUGAGGAUCCAAAGUUUCCCAAAGUUCAGUGGCCAACUCCUGACAUAUGUGCUGCAUGCCAUGAAGAAGUCCAUGGUUUACACAGUUGGAAUGAAAAGGAGGUUUUGGAUUUUCUGAAGCAAUACUAUAGUAGCCAAGGGAUUUCCCUUCAAUAUUCUGAUCCCAAAGACCAAAUUGACACAGUGGAGAAUGACUCACAAAAUGAGAAACUUCCAGCAAACAAACCUUUAGAAGAAAAGUUGGAGAAGCACAGUCCUCAAAAAGACCUUACUCUGAAGCCCCAAUUUUUGGACAAAUUGGUUGACAGUCGUAGACAUUCUGACUCACGGCUUGGGGACAGCAGACAAUCUGUCAACAUCCUAGGGCUUGGGUUCUCAAAUAUAGACAUGAGUCUGUGUGUAGUCCUGUACGUUACAUCAUGUUUAUUUCUAAUAAUAAUGUACUUUUUCUUCAGAUUGAGAUCUAGGAGGUGGAAAAUAAGGUAUAAUCGACCUUAUGUAUAAUUUUGUUUGUUUUUUUAAAACUUUUUUUUUUUUUUUUUUUUUUUUUUUUUAUAUCAUGCAAUUUGGCUUUACUAUUUGUUUUCAGGUAAUUUUUUUUGUUUAUAUUUAUAUUACUAUUUCCAAAAAAACGUCCUUUCAUUGCUGCCGUCAGGAACAUUUUAUAUGUUUGUUAAAAAAAAAAAUUGGGAAUUGCUUUAAGAAAUCAAAAGGUUUUUCAGGCUGAAAAAGAGGAUGUCAUUUUUUGAAGCCUUAUAGGGUUUAUUUAUUUUUUGCCAAGGUGCUUUUCGAAAGCUCAAGAAGGAGACACCACAAAAAUGUAUUGGUGCAUAUGGAAAUGCAUAAUACCCAUCUAUGUGAGGUUUAGGAGGUAUGGAAACUUUUUCUUUUUAAAGACACGAUGAGUCCACAGAUCAUCUUCAUUACU